AUGCCCGAAAUAUGUUAUUUCACAUUUUGGAAACUCCACUGGCUAUUUUCUACACUUUUUAUAGUAAACUUUAAUAUUAUUUUAGGGAAAGUGAUCAUAACUCAGUUAUAUGGAGAUAUUAGUUCAUAUGGUUAUUAUUAUGCGAAGGCUAAAGUGGGGCACCCAACCUCUCAAACCCAAUCAUUAAUCGUAGAUACUGGGAGUUCCUUGCUAGCAUUUGCAUGUACAAGCUGUUACCAGUGUGGUCGUCAUAUGCAACCACCAUUUAAUAUAUCUAAUUCAGGCACUGCAAAGUGGAUAAACUGUGAAAUUAAACAUAAAAAUAAUUAUUAUUUCAGCAACAAUCCCUUAUUAAGAUAUUGUGAAUGCGAUAAAGAAAAUGGGAAAUGUUCAUAUAAAAUUCAAUAUGAGGAAGGGAGCAGUAUAUUUGGUCAUUAUUUUGAAGAUUUCAUACAAUUUGAGCCUCCACUUAGUGAAUCUAGUAUUCCUAUAUAUAGUAACCCAAAUAAUAGACUUAUAAUGGGAUGCCAUCACAAAGAAGAAUCUCUAUUUUUAUAUCAAGCUGCAUCAGGAAUAAUGGGGUUAGCGAAUAUUCCGCUUCAUAAGGGAAAUCCCGCCACAAUAUCAAUGAUACUUCAAAGUGUAAAGAACCAAAGCAUUCAAGUUGAAAAGGUAGUAUCUAUCUGCCUAGCAAAUAAAAAAGGGUUCUUGACGUUUGGUUCUACAUAUAGCGAUAUUAUAAGGGGUAUAAACAAUAUAAACUAUAGAAAUAAUAAUAAUAAAUAUUCUAUAGGUAGAUGCAAGUAUGAUCUAAGAUACUGUACAUAUAUUGGGAAUGUAAUAGUAGAUGGAAUUUCUCUUAAUGAUACAAUCCCAUUUGGGAAUGGAAUAAAAGCAAUGCUAGAUAGUGGAACUACUGCAUCUUUAUUCCCAGAGUCAAUAUAUAAAUUACUGCAUAAUGCAAUUGCAACAAAAGUUGCCCGCGUACAUCCAUAUAUUAAGCCUAUGGAAAGAGAUGAUGGCUUGAUAUGUUGGUACUUGCAAACAAGUGUAGCACUCAACCACUUUCCAGUAAUAAAAUUGUCAUUUGCAAAAAGUGGAGAUACCUUUAUUUCCGAUGUAGAUAAGCAUGAAUACUUAGAAAUUGAAUGGUAUCCACAAUCAUAUCUCUACUUAAAUAAAGAGGAAACGAAGAAGAUAUACCUUAAAGAUGCAGAAAGCAAUGGUAUUUACUGUCUAGGUAUAAUGAGGAUCUCAGAAAAUACUCAUGGUUGGAGAUCACUUGGAACAUUUGUCAAUUAUCCUGUGGAAAGUACGUCAAAUGAGUACAGUAGUGUUGAUGUAAUGCAUCGAUCUAUAGUUCUAGGAAGCACAUUCUUUAUUGGUAAAGAUAUCUCAUUUUAUUUAGAUGAACCAAAAGUAACAAUAGAACGAUCAGAUUGCAAUGCAAGCUAUGCUGAAGUUCAGAGACUGGCUAGCUAUCUAGAAGGAGUGUUAUAUAGUAAUAAAGAUGCACCCAUGACAAUCAUAUACCCAAGUAAAGAAUUGGAAGACGAUGGGUCCGAUAAUAUUCAAUUUAUUAGAAAGACAUUCGGAAUGACUAAAAAGACACCUAGAGAUAUAUUUCUAAUAGUAUCAUCGACAAUUCUUUUAUUAAUUGGUAUAGUUUGUGCAUCAAUGGCAUACUGCUCAUUUAUUACUUCACUAAGGGCAAUUAGGGGGGAUGCAACAGCUGCAUUAUUAGGGAGUGCAAGUGAAGUUACUAUUCCUAUUCCACCUAGAGCUUCAUCAUCUAACAUAGAAAUCGAAGAUCCAAAUAUACAAUACAAGAACCAAAUUAUGAAGAUAUCACAGCAAUAUGCCAGUGAAAUUAGUAACUCAAGAUCACCAGAACUAUUAGUACCAGUUUUCCCUAUAUCAAGUUUCAAAACCAAAGACUUUAUAUUGGAGCUGUCAAUUCGCAAUUCAAGUGAUUCAGAGGGUAAAAAUUAUUCAGAAUGA
Molecule: messenger RNA, 2001 nt
Organism: Cryptosporidium muris RN66
Lineage: Eukaryota; Apicomplexa; Conoidasida; Eucoccidiorida; Cryptosporidiidae
Exons: 1
Coding region: 1-2001 (666 amino acids)
Biological process (GO): proteolysis
Molecular function (GO): aspartic-type endopeptidase activity
Source: RefSeq, a predicted model, not a curated record